Messenger RNA from Exophiala xenobiotica, 1155 nucleotides. RefSeq lists its product as uncharacterized. The record is from RefSeq and is a predicted model, not a curated record. The transcript has 3 exons. Lineage: Eukaryota; Fungi; Ascomycota; Eurotiomycetes; Chaetothyriales; Herpotrichiellaceae. The coding region runs from base 1 to 1155 and encodes 384 amino acids.
AUGGGAAAGAAAUCAACCAAGACUACUCGGGCCUCUGCGCUUCCGAAAGCCCCAAUCAUCUACCUCAAUGACCCGGUCAAGGACAUGCCUCAUGCACGCUAUGUCCGGGACAUGAUUCCUGGAGGCAUCCUUGCUUUCGGUCCUCGCGAAGACAAGCAAGCCCAAACCAGUCCUCCCAUCUCCCUGGAGAUGAUUCAGCACCACAUCCAGCGAGGUCGCUUCAACGACCGCAUCCUCGUUGUCGGCGACAAUCAGCCUGAGACGCGCUCUAAAGUCAAGAUCGAGACCGCCAAGGAGUUCCAGGAACACGCCAUCAAACAUGGCUGCAACUUCGCCAGCGUCAAUCUAUACACUGAACAGGGCACACCAGCCGGAGACAAGAAGAAAUGGGGCACCAACCAUCUCGACUUGUGCAUCAAGAAUCUAUCUGUCAAAGACGUUGCUGAGAAGGUGUAUCAAUGGCUCUUCACCGCCUUCACUGUCCACGAGACCCUACACCUCAUCCCUGAAUCGGAAAUGCUCAUAACUGACAGCGACGCUUUCCCCGAGUACCAGUACUGCCCGAUCAACGAGAGCAAGCAACAUCCCAAGAAUGCGAAAAUCCAAUUCGUCGCGCUGGUGACUUCUCGUCCUGUCGUCGUUGGCCAGCGACUGCAGUGGACUGUUGCUGACCGAACUGGCACGGCAAACUUCUAUUUCCAGUACCGCGGGGCCUCAAGCCAGUACACAUGGGACUGGGUUCAGAACCUGAAAGUUGGUGAGCGCAGAGCCCUCCCACGCAUGCCGAUGGUGGAGAUCAAAGAGCGCAAGGUCGUGCGCGUGGCCAAGGCGCCAAUCCGAACCGUCGGAUUUGCCAUUGCCAACGUUGGACUUGCGAUCCGCGGUGUAGGCCACAGUGUCAAGAAGAUGGGUGAGAUGGGACGGCUGGGAAAGAGUGCAGAGUGGGUGCCUGAAGCGGAUGUCCUGGACGGGAAGAAGGUCGGAUGGGAGCAGAAGGAGAAAGUGCGAGCGGAGAAAGUGAAGAUGGAGAGAGCAAAGAAACAGGUCCAGCACAAGGUGUUCAAUGAGAAGGGCGGGAAGGUCUGGAGGGAUGAUGACAGCGUGGCGAGCACGGCCAAGGGAGACGAGGUUGUGAUGGAGAAAGAGUUCUGUUGA